Messenger RNA from Pygoscelis adeliae (Adelie penguin), 1440 nucleotides. RefSeq names its product solute carrier family 30, member 10 (gene SLC30A10). Lineage: Eukaryota; Metazoa; Chordata; Aves; Sphenisciformes; Spheniscidae. The coding region runs from base 1 to 1317 and encodes 438 amino acids. Gene Ontology annotation, biological process: zinc ion transmembrane transport; manganese ion transport; detoxification of zinc ion. The transcript has 4 exons. Gene Ontology annotation, cellular component: membrane. The record is from RefSeq and is a predicted model, not a curated record. Gene Ontology annotation, molecular function: zinc ion transmembrane transporter activity.
AUGGGUCGCUACUCGGGCAGGAGCAUCAGGCUCAUCCUCAUGUGCGUGGUGAGCCUUGUGCUUUUUGCUGUUGAGAUCUCAGUAGCCUACGUUGGCAAUUCUCUUUCCUUAGCUUCAGAUGCCUUUGCUGUUCUCUCUCACUUGAUCUCCAUGAUCAUCGGUUUGUUCACUGUUAGGUUCAGUCGCAUCAGAUGGCACAAGGCUAACACUUUCGGCUUCAGCCGGGCAGAUGUGCUGGGAGCUUUUGGCAACUCUGUUUUUGCCACCGCUCUGAUGUUUAGCAUCUUCGUUGAGGCAAUCAAGAGGUUUAUCAAUCCUCAGAAGACUGAGAAAGCACUGCUUGUCCUCGUUGUUGGGAUUGCAGGUCUGUUCUUCAAUGUGUUCAACUAUGUUAUCUUCAUGGAUUGCUGUUAUUGUCAUGCACCCCAAGGAGACACCGAAACAGUUGGUUUUGAGAAGGAUGAUGUUUUUUCUGUUUGUAGAACUUAUACACAACACAGCGUUUCUUCUUUGAAUGCAGGUGACUCACCAAAUGACCAAAAAAGCCCUGAAGAGGGGCCUGAGAAGAAAAAAGAGAGAAAGUCUGAAGCCUUGAACAUCAGAGGUGUUCUUUUGCAUGUUAUGGGAGAUGCACUUGGAUCUGUGGUCGUGGUAGUUACUGCUACAAUCUUCCAUUUACUUCCUCUGGGGAAUGCUCCAUGUAAUUGGCAGUGCUACAUUGAUCCAAGCCUGACAGUAAUUAUGGUGUUCAUCAUCUUGUCUUCUGCAUUCCCGCUUAUCAAGGAGACCUCAAUUAUUUUGUUGCAGAUGGUUCCCAAAAGUGUUAAUAUGCAACUACUGACUGACAGACUAGCUCGUGUACCAGGGGUUAGCAGCCUUCAUGAGGUGCAUGUCUGGGAACUUGCAGGUGGGAAGAAUAUUGCUACUCUUCAUAUCAAGUGCCAAACCCCUACUGAUUACCAAGAUGCUGCUUAUAAAAUACGGAAGGUUUUCCACGAAGCAGGGAUCCAUUCUGUGACCAUCCAGCCCGAGUACAUUGACCGCAAGACCUCCCAGCUACUGUGCAGCUCACCCUGCAUCUCAAAAGCUUGUGACUCUCAGCUGUGCUGCAGUCAGCGGGAGCUCCCCCCGGCUAAAACUAAUGGUUCUACUGAGAAAAACGAUAGUUGCCUUUCUGCACUGCAUAAAGACAAUGGUUCAAGUAAAAAUGAUAUUGAAAUCCCUAUCGAGUACCCACUGGCAGAGGAUAGCAUUAAAACCGUGAAAAAUUGUGGCGUGUCUGAUGACAAAUCACAGUUGAGCAGUACACGACUUUAGGCAAUUCCCUCUACUAUGCAUAAUGUUUUCAUAGAACGAAUGUAUCCUGGCUGGAAAGGGGGUCAUCGGUGGUUGUAGCUGAAGUUGGUGUGGCAAAAGGAUUUCUGUGCUUUAGCUGUAAAC